Molecule: messenger RNA, 5083 nt
Organism: Columba livia (rock pigeon)
Lineage: Eukaryota; Metazoa; Chordata; Aves; Columbiformes; Columbidae
Gene: VANGL1
Product: VANGL planar cell polarity protein 1
Exons: 8
Coding region: 330-1910 (526 amino acids)
Biological process (GO): multicellular organism development
Cellular component (GO): plasma membrane
Source: RefSeq, a predicted model, not a curated record
GGCGGGGCGGUGCCGGGCACAGGAAGCGGAAAGCGGCGGCAGCAGCGACGGCGGCCGCCGCCGGGGGAGGACGGCACGGCGGCGGGUCGGUGCCGGGAGCGGCAUGGGGCGGCCGCGGGUGGGAGGUCGAUCGUGAGGAGCCAAGCACCCUCCCUUCCCUCCCCUGUGGUCGGAUGCCUUGUAAAUGAAGCUCACUCGCUCCCUGAGGACCAGGCCUCACUGAUGACGGGGAAGCAAAGAGUACCCAGGAAAGCACUUUUACCACAGACUCCACCUUGGGAGCACCAGGAACUCAUCUGCUAAGUAACAUCUGUGCCUCUUCCGUGCAGAUGUCUGCUGCAAUGGAUACAGAAUCAACAUAUUCGGGAUACUCCCACUACUCAGGUCACUCCAAAAAAGCCCACAGACAAGGGAGUCGGGACAGGCACAAAUCACCGCGAAGCAAAGAUGGCAGUCGGUCUGAGAAGUCCGUCACUAUCCAGACACCUCCUGCAGAGCCGCUGCUUGGGAACGACGCCUCUCGGGCAGAGGAGGGCCAGGAUGACAACUGGGGUGAGACCACAACAGCAAUCACAGGCACCUCUGAGCACAGCAUUUCCCAGGAGGACAUUGCCCGUAUCAGUAAGGAUCUGGAGGACAGCGUUGGGUUGGACUGCAAACGUUACCUGGGCUUAACCGUGGCAGCUGUUCUCGGACUCCUUGUCUUCCUUACCCCCAUCGCCUUCAUUCUGUUACCCCAGAUCCUGUGGCGGGAUGAUCUGGAGCCGUGUGGUACUGUCUGUGAGGGACUGUUCAUCUCUGUGGCGUUUAAACUCCUCAUUCUUCUGAUUGGGACCUGGGCUUUGUUCUUCCGCCAGCCUAAGGCAGAUUUACCAAGGGUGUUUGUGUUUCGGGCCCUUCUGUUGGUCCUCAUAUUCCUGUUUGUGUUUUCCUACUGGCUCUUUUACGGCGUUCGCAUCUUGGACUCGAAGGACACCAACUACCAAGGAAUAGUGCAGUACGCGGUGUCUCUGGUGGAUGCCCUGCUCUUCAUUCACUACCUGGCCAUCGUGCUUCUGGAGCUGCGGCAGCUGCAGCCCAUGUUCACUGUCAAAGUAGUUCGGUCAACCGACGGGGAGUCACGAUACUACAGCUUGGGGCACUUAAGCAUCCAGCGAGCUGCACUGGUGGUUCUGGAAAAUUACUACAGAGAUUUCACAGUCUACAACCCAGCUUUGCUAACAGCCUCCAAAUCCCGUGCAGCCAAGCAUAUGGCUGGACUGAAAGUCUACAAUGUGGAUGGCCCAGGUAACAACGUGUCGGGGCAGUCCCGUGCUAUGAUCGCAGCUGCGGCACGUCGCAGGGACUCCAGUCACAACGAGCUCUACUAUGAAGAGGCUGACCAUGAGCGCCGAGUCAAAAAACGCCGUGCAAGGCUUGUGGUUGCAGUAGAGGAGGCUUUCACUCACAUCAAACGCCUUCAGGCAGAGGAACAGCAGAAAGCUCCAGGAGAGACGAUGGACCCCCGAGAAGCAGCCCAGGCGAUCUUCCCCUCCAUGGCAAGAGCUCUGCAGAAGUACCUUCGCACCACCCGCCAGCAACAGUACCACAGCAUGGAGAGCAUCUUGCAACACUUGUCCUUCUGCAUCACCAAUAACAUGACACCAAAGGCAUUCCUGGAGCGUUACCUCAACCCGGGCCCAACCCUCCAGUACGACAAGGAUCGCUGGUUCUCCAAGCAGUGGACACUCGUCAGCGAGGAAGCGGUCACAAGCGGGUUACAAGACGGCACUGUGUUUGUCCUCAAGUGCUUGGACUUCAGCCUUGUUGUUAAUGUGAAGAAAAUCCCCUUCAUCAAACUCUCAGAAGAGUUCAUAGACCCUAAAUCUCAUAAAUUUGUCCUCCGCUUACAGUCUGAGACUUCAGUCUAAGGGAUUUUGAGGGUGGGUUGUUUGGGGACAUUUUUUUUUUUCAAUAUUGUGCUUUUGGGUUUAAUUUCCCUAAUGCUGACUGAAACUGGCAGAUGAUGGACCAGUAAUAUUUGACCAUCUGCACUUUAUUUGGAAAGGGGAGGGGGGUGUUGGGAUAUCUUAUCUAGAAAGAAAUAUCUUAAGAGGUGACAGGGUGACUUGGCUCAGUUAGCUCAGCCUUGGAGGCAGAACAGAUUUUUUUUUUCAUUUUUCUUUUCCCUCCCCUUUCCAGGCAUACUGUAAAUCUCAUGCUCUCUUCACAAGAUUGCAAUGUCGGUAUUUUUGUUGGAGUGCUGCCUUAUGCCACGUGCACCCUUUUGCUUUUGUGUCUCUGCUUUUGCUACCUGUAGCUGUUGCUCACGUCCCCGCUGUAGAAACCUCCUUGUGUGGGGGGUUGUGACAGUCCCUGUUCACUCAGGGAGGAUAUUGAAGGGUGGAUGUGAGAGGAUUCUGCCUCUGUGAGCCACCUAAUCUGGAGAAUGAAGACUUUUAUUCUUUUUCUCCCCUCCAUGUGUCAGUGCUGGACCUGUAUGAGUGUAGUGGGGUGGUUUUGGUCUCUCUAUAUCUGAAAUUGCUUGUUUUGAACUGGAUCAGCCCAUCUUGCAGAUCUAUUUUACCAGUGCUUGUUAAUGAAACUGUUCUGUGUGACACAGCUCCCUGUUAUCUCUCACCUGCUUGCCCAUAUCUUUGUCAGGCACUCCCAAGGCUCCCCAUUUCUGUCCCCUUCUGUCUGGCUUUCCGAAUGUGUUUCUCCAGCCACAGUCCCCUCAGGGUCUGCCUUACUGCCGCUUCCUUUUGCACCUGCAAGGGCUGUGUAUUUGAACCAGGACAGGGUAGGCAAGUAGCUGGCUCCUCCUCAGAUAAAUUACAGGCCCUCCCUGUGUCUGACAGCCUCUUUGAGGGGAAGGGGCUGCAGGCAGGAAUGCACCCCUCCCUCUCUAGCUGGCUUUGAGUGUGUCUGGAGGAAAGAUGUGCAAAAGCACUUCCCUGCUUGAGGAGAGGAGCCAGGGAAGGGCUGAUCUCAGCCAUGUGCACUUGCUCUGGAGAGCUGCUGUGCUCUGGAAACACUGCAGUAUGUCCUUCCCCACCGUACGCCUUCAGCUAUAGCUAAGAAAUACCAAACUAUAUCUGAAUGUUGAAUAUCUCCUUGCCUUUUUUGGCCUUUCUGUGCUGCUCAGUGCCGGGAUCUGCUCCUGUGAGAGAUGCGUAGCUCUUACAUUGCAGUUUGGUUUGUCCAGCUGCCUUUGCCCAUCAGUGCAGCUUACAUGUGUGAUUCCUGUCAUCUGAGAUUUGUGGAGUUUUGAGAAGUUUGCUUUUAACAAUGAACCUAAACUGGUGUCUGAAUGGUUGCCAGCACAGGGUAUCUUGUGACUCUGGAGCCACCUCCAGCGCUGGCAGUGACCUGCAUUUGGUCAGGUGUCUCUGAGAGCCCCCCAGCUCUGUGGCCGUGGAUUUGUGUGUGUGAAUGCAAAUGCUGGAUUCAUUCUGCCCGGUCUUUUGCCAUGCAAAUGUUUCUAUCGGGCAGGAGUUGACAUGCCCUUCAUACAGAUGUCUUAACACAGAGGGCCCCGGUUCAGCAAGGUACAUAAGCCAGUGCCUUUCACUGCCAGGGUGCAUCAUCUUCUGAGGAGGCCUGUGACACCCCUUCCCAUCCCCUUUGGCCUUCCCUGGGCUGGUCUCUGCUCUCAUCAGUGGGAGGUGGCCCAGCUAAGACCAGGGAGUGGGUCUCUGCCAGUCCUGCAUAGCAUAGCUCAUGUGGGCCGGCCAGUGCCCACCACAAGCUGGUGGGAGGGAGCAGUGACCAUAAGUGGGGUGCUAGGGACAGGGCAGGGGUGUCCAGCAUCUUCCAGCUUCAGCAGCGAGGGAGCUGCAUCUUCAAUAGCACCUGCAGAUAGUCCUCUUGGGAUCAAGGGAACACCCUGGUGAGCAAGGGUCUGGAGUGGUGAUUCCCCAUCCAAGUGACACCUGCAGUUUCCUCCACCUUUCUACAAGUGCAUCGUCGUCACCUGGGUCUUGUAUUCUCCAUGUAAUGUGCCAGAUGUAGUUGCAAAGAAACUAGGUGGUGCGGUACAUGACAGGAUCAUGCCCACAUCCCUUAAAGGAUGGGAAGUAGAGUUUUCCUGUCUCUGAACUUAGUGUUUUGGUUUCUUUCUAUGUCAGGAUUUCCAGUAGUCUGUAUGGGGACUCCUUUAUUAACUGUGGCCUUCGCAGUUGUAUUAUUUUGAAAAAUUAGACUGGUUCAGUCUUUUAUCUUAAAAAAAAUUAAAAAUAAGGAGGGGGAGCAUAUAGUAUCUCACGCUUUGUUCUCCUAAAGACGUGUGUAUCUGGCUUCUGCGAUGUGCAUAAUCAGCAAGGUGGGAGAGACUCGCAGUAGCUUGGGAGACCAUGGAGCGCAUCCAUCUGUGUGGAGGCUACUGCCUGUGGCUGAACUGGCUCAUUUCUGUGAAGCCAGAACAAGAACCACCUUGCCGGGGGCUUGGGAGCAACGUGUGUGUGAGAGCACCUUGUCACAGGCACCUCUGCAAAACUUUCUUAUUUUCCCAGGAUCUCUUUCCCUUUUUUAUCCCCCCCACAGGGGGGGGUUGUCUGACACUGUCUGCUCAGGAAACUCCUGUCUUAAUUGCGUUAAGUCAUUGAACGCACGGAGAACCAGACGGCAGCGGCGUGUGCUUGCUCUGAGUCUGCUUUCUCGUCUGUGUGCUGUGGUUCUGCGCUGCCGUUUCUGCCUGCCGCUGAAAAGGACACUGUCAACAAGGGGCCAGCUCCUACAUUAAAUGCUCUUCCCUGUGUUAGCAGUGUGAGUGCUUUGCCUGAUGAAAUCUAAAGGAGAGGACUUGGCCUCUCAGAUGGUUUUUCUAGAGAUGCAACCUGCUUAGGGAUGAGGAUAGACUAAAUGGGGAAUUGGGGCUCCUGAGUAUUCCAUGUUCAUUUUGUGGUUUUUUUUUAAAUGACAUUUUAUUUUUCAGGGUCUCUCUUGUUUCCUCUCUCUGUGCAAAAUCAGGGGACCACUGUCAUACCUACCUCACUGGGGUGCUGUGAGGCUAAACUCAACUUGUCAAGUGCUUUGAGAUCCACAGAUUCAUCUGUGGCAUCUAUAGGGAUUCAGACUCUUUAUUAAAAAUACUGAGCAGUGA